Gaeumannomyces tritici R3-111a-1 is the source of this 1125-nucleotide messenger RNA. RefSeq lists its product as hypothetical. Lineage: Eukaryota; Fungi; Ascomycota; Sordariomycetes; Magnaporthales; Magnaporthaceae. The coding region runs from base 241 to 957 and encodes 238 amino acids. The transcript has 3 exons. The record is from RefSeq and is a predicted model, not a curated record.
ACAAGAUCUGUGCCAGGGUGCCAAAUCUAUGUCGUUGUCAUCGAUACGAUGUCGGCGAAACAUGUUCGCUCGUGAAGGGGGUUAAAAGGCAAAUGAAGCAAAGUCCCCUCGCAUUCUACUGGAUUUGUUCGGGGAUGCCGGCUUUGAUAUCCAAGAACAAGCCCGAGCCUCGCUUCUCGAUUACCUGUAUGCGUCCGCCGCGGCAGAUGUUGCCUCAACCCACUAUCUUCACAACUAACCAUGACGCUGUUCGUCGGCAUCGUCCUCUCGUUGCUCUUCGCGUUCGUGACUUCGACCCCCGCAGAGCUCGCUGGCUACGAGAUAUACAACACGACCUGGGUGGCCGAGGUGCGGCCGCACGGCGAGGUGGUGGAACUCAACGGGACGCUACAGCAGGUGCACGCGCAGCUGCUGCGGCUGAACCCAAACUACAACGCCGACUUCCACAUCAACAUGGAGGGGCUGCGGCACAUUCAUGAAGGGUGGUCCAUGUUCUGCAUCAACGCGGGCUGCCCGUCCACGACCACGACCACCACGACCACUUCGUCCAAGCUGCUCCAGGACGACACCGUCUACACGUUCCGCGGGUUCGUGCAGACAAAGUGCCUGCACCACGACUCGCUCGCGCGCAUGAAGGCCAUCGACGAGGGCGUCUGGUACCUGCGCAACGUGCGCAACGCCAGGCCCAAGAACGGGCCCGGGCCCAACAACUGCGGCCGCGUGAGCUGCAGCUGGGCCGCCGGGAUAUACUGGUGCAACGACCAUGACGAGGAGCUCGAGGUCUACGAGUUCAACACCAUCGCCGACGGCGCCCACUGGGCCGCGCACAUGUGCCAGUUUCACCCGCCGGGGGUUGAGGUCGUCAAGUGGGGAGGCGGGCAGGCGCUCCAUGUCGACAACUGGAGGGUUGUGGUUAUACAUGAUCCCAGCGAUGGCUGCGAUAUACCGAAGGAGUAGGGGAGGGUUCGGUUACUUGACUGGGCAGGUAGGUACUUUAGCGCAGCGUCAGACUGCGGUCCACGUCCUCUUCUACCACCAGGGGGACAACCAACCGAACAAAAAGGAAUGUUUCGUUCCUUCAAUCAAAAAUUACCAAUACAAAGUAAAUGAAUGCCCUGAUGUCCA